AUGGCCAGCCAGUCCCAAGGGAUCCACCAGCUCCUACAGGCAGAAAGAAGGGCCAAGGACAAACUGGAGGAAGCCAAGAAGAAAAGUGGGACUGCUUCAGGAAAAGGAAAGCGAUUGAAACAAGCUAAGGAAGAAGCCAUGGCAGAAAUUGACCAAUACAAACUGCAGAGAGACAAGGACUUCCGAAUGAAACAGUCGAAGGCCAUGGACUCUCAAGGUGAUCUGUCAGAUGAAAUAGAAGAACAAACUCAACAGAAGAUACGACAACUGAAGGCAAACUACAACAAGCACAUGGAAAGUGUAAUGAAGCAGCUUUUGAACAUGGUCUGUGACAUCGAACCAGAAAUCCAUGCGAACUACAGAGCUACCAACUAA
Ochotona curzoniae (black-lipped pika) is the source of this 375-nucleotide messenger RNA. It is a transcript of the gene ATP6V1G3, whose product is annotated as ATPase H+ transporting V1 subunit G3. Gene Ontology annotation, biological process: proton transmembrane transport. The record is from RefSeq and is a predicted model, not a curated record. Gene Ontology annotation, molecular function: proton-transporting ATPase activity, rotational mechanism. The transcript has 4 exons. Gene Ontology annotation, cellular component: vacuolar proton-transporting V-type ATPase complex. Lineage: Eukaryota; Metazoa; Chordata; Mammalia; Lagomorpha; Ochotonidae. The coding region runs from base 1 to 375 and encodes 124 amino acids.